Molecule: messenger RNA, 1677 nt
Organism: Carassius auratus (goldfish)
Lineage: Eukaryota; Metazoa; Chordata; Actinopteri; Cypriniformes; Cyprinidae
Gene: dkk3a
Product: dickkopf WNT signaling pathway inhibitor 3a
Exons: 8
Coding region: 100-1056 (318 amino acids)
Biological process (GO): negative regulation of canonical Wnt signaling pathway; multicellular organism development
Cellular component (GO): extracellular region
Molecular function (GO): receptor antagonist activity; co-receptor binding
Source: RefSeq, a predicted model, not a curated record
CCUCUGAUCAGACACACACACACACACACACACACUGCACAGACAGCAGCCGCUCUCUGAUCACACACACACUGCACAGACACCAGCCGCUCUGUCAACAUGUUUCUGCUCGGAUUCAGCCUGUGCCUGGCCAUCGUCCAUGGAAUUGUCCCCGAGAUAUCUAAAACAGACUUGGACAUCAUUGCAAACAUGGAAACACAUGUAGAAGAAGGACAAACGACCAUGAGCAAUAUGUUUAAAAAGGUGGAGGAACUGACGGAGGACACGCAGCAGAAGCUGGAGGACGCGGUGCAGCAGAUAGACAAUGAGACAGCAAAAUCCAGCCUCCAUCCACACAAUGUCUCUUCAAAUCUCCAAAAUUACAGCAGUAUUGAAAUCAUAGCUGGGAAUCAAUCCGUUUAUACUGCUGAGAGAAUCAAUAAGACAACGGACAAUUCAACCGAAGAUACAAACUUGACAACCAUACAACCCAGAGAUAAAGAGAACAGCAUUGAUCACACAACGGUCAAUUCAACCAAAGAUACAAACAACAUGACAACCAUACAACCCAGAGAUAAAGAGAACAGCAUUGAUCAUGACUGUAUCAUUGAUGAAGACUGCGAGAAGGGCAGCUACUGUCUCUAUGAAACACAGGGCUCGAGGUGUCUGCCCUGCAAACACACUGAUGCGACAUGCACCAAGGAUGAGGAAUGCUGUGCGGGACAGCUGUGUGUGUGGGGUCAGUGUGCAAACAACACAAAGGGAGAAGCAGGAACUAUCUGUCAGUUCCAAAGGGACUGUAAGGAGGACUUCUGCUGUGCCUUCCAUAAAGCCCUGCUGUUACCAGUGUGCAUCUCUAAGCCAAUAGAACGUGAGCGUUGCAUCAUUGCAGCCAAUCACCUGAUGGAGCUGCUGUCAUGGGAUUUUAAGGGGGAGGGUGCUCAAGAGCACUGCCCAUGUGCCGGUGAUCUGCAGUGCCAACAUCUUGGACGAGGUGCACUGUGCCUGAAGAGUCAGAACUCCAGCGAGGAGGAGCUCGCCGACACACUCUACUCUGAGAUUGACUACAUCAUCUAGUGAGAUGAAGAGAAGCUAAGCUGCUGAAACAGACAUGAACGCUUCAUCACCACUCCAAAGCUUUGUAGGAAACGCCUUCAUUAUAAUCACCCAAACAGUAGUGAAUGUGCCAGAAUCUAAAGACCGUUCACACUGACAGCGAUUUGAAAGUAUCAAGCUGCCCUGGAAGUCAUGCAUUUCUAAAGAAAGUUGGCGAUUUGAAGGGACACAAGUGAUGGUUGGAGACAUGCAACAGUAAAAUGUUAGAUACUGUAGUUGAGCGAGCAACUUUGAUUCAUGCGCCUUUUCAUAGGAUGAUGAUGUGUUUAAUUGGAUUUGUGAUCAGAUUUUCAGCAGUAAUAUUUGGGCAUCCAGCAGGUCAAAUCAUUGUCAGUGUGAACAGCCCUCAAGUGUUGAAGCUCAACUGUGAAGUCUGAGCAUUGGAAAGAAGCACUUAUUAUUAAUGUACAGUAUUAAUGCUUUAGGAAUACAUCAGGCAGCAAAAUGGAAAGAGGAAAACUCAGUUGAGAGCCAAUCCAUCUUAGUUUAGUGUAGCAGUGACGCACCUAUACAAGAAACUUAUUGUAAUUUACCCAUGUAAUGAACACAAACUUGCUCCAGAAAAUAAAAGGUUGAAAAACA